CUCAGCGCCUGUCUGACUUCCGCGGAGCCUGUCGGGAAGAGAGCAGCGUGCGCGCGGGCGGAGGAUUCACGGCGCGAGAAGCGGGGCUGUCGGAGCCUCGCCUCUUCUCUCCUGAGGGAGGCCGAGGCCGGACGCCUUUGCCGCCGCUUCAGAGCCGCCAUGGCGGGAGGAGGCAGUGCCGGCGAGUGGUGCCUCAUGGAGAGCGACCCGGGCGUCUUCACGGAGCUCAUCAAAGGGUUCGGUUGCAGAGGUGCUCAGGUUGAGGAAAUAUGGAGUUUGGAGCCGGAGAACUUUGAAAAAUUGAAGCCUGUUCAUGGACUGAUUUUUCUGUUCAAAUGGCAACCAGGAGAAGAACCAGCUGGCUCUGUUGUUCAGGAUUCCAGAUUAGAUACAAUAUUUUUUGCUAAACAGGUGAUAAACAAUGCUUGUGCAACUCAAGCCAUAGUAAGUGUACUACUAAACUGUACUCAUCAAGAUGUCCAUUUAGGAGAAACACUCUCAGAAUUCAGAGAAUUCUCUCAAAGCUUUGAUGCAGCGAUGAAGGGUCUAGCAUUAAGUAACUCAGAAGUGAUUCGACAAGUUCACAACAGUUUUGCCAGACAGCAAAUGUUUGAGUUUGAUGCAAAGUCAACAGCGAAAGAAGAAGAUGCUUUUCAUUUUGUCAGCUACGUUCCCGUAAACGGAAGGUUAUAUGAACUAGAUGGUCUGCGGGAAGGACCAAUAGAUUUGGGAGUAUGCAAUCAAGAUGAUUGGAUCAGCGCUGUAAGGCCAGUCAUAGAGAAGCGAAUACAAAAGUACAGUGAAGGUGAAAUAAGGUUUAACUUGAUGGCAAUUGUAUCUGACAGAAAAAUGAUAUAUGAACAGAAAAUUGUGGAAUUGCAGGCACAACUUGCGGAGGAAGAGCCCAUGGAUACAGACCAGAGCAGUAAUAUACUAAGUUCUAUUCAGUCAGAAGUUGCAAAGUAUCAGAUGUUAAUUGAAGAAGAAAACCAAAAAUUAAAAAGGUACAAGGGGGCUGUGCAAGCUGAUCCCUUCACCAAGAUAGAAAACAUUAGAAGAAAACAUAAUUACCUGCCAUUUAUCAUGGAAUUACUAAAGACUUUAGCCGAACACCAGCAAUUAAUUCCACUUGUAGAAAAGGCAAAAGAAAAACAGAAUGCCAAGAAAGCUCAAGAGGCCAAAUGAAAAUUGAUGUCUCUUUUUUUCUUUUUCUUUUUGUGUGUUCUUUUUCUUUUUGGAGGGGUGAGGAUGAUGAAUAUCUUUGUCUUCAUGAAAGUAACCCAGAAAGAUACCUUGUAAAGUUUAAAUUUGUCCAACGCAUGUUUGCCAAUUUGUAACAGUUUGUCCUGUCCCAUUUGCACGGGGUCUAUGAAUUUUCCCUUUCUCCCCUGCAUCAUGUGCAUGUAACUGCCUCUUGGUAAUGGUUUUAGAGUCUCUGUCAAAUUCCAGUACUCAACAGGAUAUGUGACUGAUUCUUCAUAUUUAAUCAGGAAAUGCUGCUGAAAUGUGUAUAGACCCGAAUUUGUGCAACUGGUGUAGAACUUUUUAUUGUAAUGAACAUAUUUAAAUAUCUUGUCUCACAGUGAAACCUGGGUAUAUAGUUAUGUGAAGAAAGGUUGACUUAUUUUUACAAAUAAGUUGAGCCAUCUUUGCUUGUCACCGCUAGCUGUCUUGGUCUCUGAGUCUUUCAGUGGCUUGCCUGUGUUCUUGUUUAUAUGGAGUUGUGUCUAACUUUUCUACAGAGUUGGAAGAAAACAAAAUAAUGAAAUAGCAGAAUCAUUUACAAACACCAUUGAAGAAGCUUAAAGGUUUAUUGCUUUUAGUAGAAAAAUAAAUAUUCCCAUUUUUAUUUUGGCAAA
Molecule: messenger RNA, 1859 nt
Organism: Anolis carolinensis (green anole)
Lineage: Eukaryota; Metazoa; Chordata; Lepidosauria; Squamata; Anolidae
Gene: uchl5
Product: ubiquitin C-terminal hydrolase L5
Exons: 12
Coding region: 160-1185 (341 amino acids)
Biological process (GO): ubiquitin-dependent protein catabolic process; protein deubiquitination
Cellular component (GO): cytoplasm; Ino80 complex
Molecular function (GO): cysteine-type deubiquitinase activity; proteasome binding
Source: RefSeq, a predicted model, not a curated record